Perkinsus marinus ATCC 50983 is the source of this 3481-nucleotide messenger RNA. RefSeq lists its product as hypothetical. The record is from RefSeq and is a predicted model, not a curated record. Lineage: Eukaryota; Perkinsozoa; Perkinsida; Perkinsidae. Bases 1 to 3129 code for a protein of 1042 amino acids. The transcript is spliced from 22 exons.
AUGAACCCUGAUGAUAGUCUAUAUGAUGCCUUUGUUGGUGUAGUAUCUAUAUGGGAUGCAACAUCAGUAUUGGAUUGGAUUAUAUUCCUUGAUGUUCUAUUGGAUAUUAUAUUAUUCGGUUGUGCUAUGUUUGUGGUUAAAUGGCCUAAGAAACCAGUAUUUGCUGAGCAUAUGCAAGAGGAGCUUAAGGCUAGUAUACCUAAGGCAAUACAAGAAGAAGAAGAAGAAGAAGAAGAGAAGGUGCAUUUACAGUUGGAUGAGGAUGAUGAUGAUGAGGAGGAUGAUGAUGAUAUGACACCGAGGUCGAUGUUAACUGCUCCUAGUGAUGAAUCUGAGACUGUUGACUUUGUAUUAAGUCAAGGUAUGACAAGGGAAGUAUGCCUAAUGAUAGCAUGUCAUCAAUCUACUAUGACUGAGGAACGGUAUGAGACCUUUACUGCUACAUUAAGGGCAGCAUUAAUGGUAUUCCCACCUAGUCAUAUAUUUGUAUGUGAUAAUGGUGUAUCACCAAUACCUGUAGAUGAUAAUCAAUGGGCUACUCAACAGGUACAUCCUGAUAUUAACUAUUUAUAUGUACCUGAGGGUAAUAAGACAUUUGCCUUUUAUUGGUGUAAUAAAUAUUGGAUACCUUAUCUUGUCCAAAAUGGUAGAGUAACCGACUUCAAAUAUGCUGUUAUUAUUGAUGAUGAUGUACCUCUACCACCAGAUCUACAUAUACCACAUCAACUAUUGGAUCAGAACCCCAAUAUUAAGGCUGUACAUUUUCCUAUUACUGCUACUACACCUGAUGGUAAACCUAAUCUAUUGGUACAAUGCCAGGAUAUUGAGUAUAAGAUUGCUGGUCUCCAUAAACUAUUCCAGGCUACUCUUGCUCGUUCAUUAAGUUGUCAUGGUGCUGUAGCCUUAUGGGAUAGGGAAACACUUGAUGAGAUAUUCUAUGAGCAUGAUACUGUAUUUAAUGAGAUGAUACAAAUAACACAAAAACUAUACCAAGGUCCUGCAUGCAAGUUAGCUUUACAAUAUAGUCUAGAUCUAAGUAAUUACAUCAAGAGUGAGGGACUUGAUCUACCACCUGGAACUCCUCCUACGGAAUCAUUGGGUUAUGUAUUCCUAAGGAGUCAACAAGUUUAUUAUCAGAUGAAUUGUUAUGAGAUACAACAGGCAUCCCAUUGUACUUACUAUUUCACAGUAACACCUAGUAAUAUAUUGGCUAUACGAGGACUUAUACUAGCAGUGGCUUUCAUUACGAUAUUCUGGUUUAUUGGAGAACUGGUAUUACGAAGUGUUGAGAAGGGUUUGAAGAAAGAGGAGGAGGAAGGCAUGACAAGAAUGGCUGCUGAGCUACCAUCUAAGAGGAGAUAUCUUAGGGAUCAAAUAUCACAACGAUGGGCAGAAGAAGCUGAUAUUAACUAUGCAUUAUCAGCAGGAGCACCAUCAUCAAUGUCAACUAGAUCUAACUUCAGUCCUAAUGAUAAUAGUAGGAGAAGAUCAGCAGCAGGAGGAGGAUCGAUAUCGGGAUAUACGAAUAAAUAUAAUGGCAAAUCACAACUUUACUCGAGAGAUCCACGUAAGAGAUUUGAAUCAAAUGCUUGGAGAAGGCGUCUACAUCAAUGGAAGAAUCUAGGAAAUGAUAGGAUGAAGAAAUAUGUUGCCCGCCAGAGAAUACGUACGCUACUCUUAACAUUGUUCUACAUCUUAUUAAUAAUAUGCUCACAGUUUUUGGUAAUCUUUUUUUCACCACAUAAUGCACAGCCCUUAGAAUCGAUUACGUCGGCCUUCCUUGGUGUGAUAUCUAUAUGGAAUGCUACUAGUUGGUUAGAUUGGAUAAUAUUCGUAGAUGUGUUAUUGGAUGUACUACUCUUUAUAGCAGCAGCAAUAGCUGUUAAAUGGCCAACACAGGGUGUCUUUGCUCAUAGAUUACAGGCUGAACUACGUGAUAAUGAGAUUAAAGGGGAUGACGAGGAUGAGGAGGAGGAUGAGGAGGAUGUAUUAAGUCAAGGUAUGACCAGGGAUGUAUGCCUUAUGAUAGCAUGUCAUAAUUCUGCUAUGACUGUUGAAAGAUUCGAGAACCACGUAAAUAUGUUACGAGCUGCCUUAUGCUUAUUCCCACCCUCUCAUAUCUUCGUAUGUGAUAAUAGUUCAUCUAUGCAACCACCUGAUGAGAAUAUGUGGGCAUGUGAACAAAACCCCAAUAUUAAGGCUGUUCAUUUCCCUAUUGGUGCUACUACUGCUAAUGCAGAAUCCAAUGUGUUGGUUGGAUGCCAAGAUUGUGAAUAUAGAUUAGCUGCAGUACAUAAACAAUUCCAGGCAACUCUAGCUAGUGCCAUAAGCUGUCAUGGUGCUGUAGCACUAUGGGAUAGGGAAACACUUGAUGAGGUAUUGUAUGAUCAUGAUACGGUAUUCCAUGGUGAGGAUUUACAGAUGGGUAUGAAUCUACUUAAGAAGAGGGAUGAUUCAAGGAUAAUAUCAGCAGCCCAGACUCUAGUACCAACCUUUGCACCUGAUACAUGGGCUAAACUAUUCAGACAACGUGUGAAGUCUUGGGAUGUUACAGCGCAUCGUAAGACAUUCAUGUAUUUAAUAGAGAUCAUUAAUCCAGCUGGAUGGUGUCACUUACCAAGUUGGGUUUUAAAACCAUACUUUGUUCAAGAAUUACUAACCAUAUGUCUGGAUUGGUUAAGGAUUUUCCUAUUAUUUGGUCUAUUGUGUCGUGAUUAUCUUGCCUUCUUUAUUAUGUUGGCUAUAUUGAUAAUGCUAGUGUAUCUCAUGAUAUUCGCUCUCAAUUACAUAGUCUUGAGGCAAAGAAGAGAUCUACGACUAUCACCAUGCGUUAUGUUUAUAUUCCCUUGGUAUCGGUUUAACUCGUUGUUAUACCGUAUAGGUGCCUUAUGUCAGAAUGUAUUGGUAUAUUCGCAUACGAGAGUUGGUAUCAAAUUGAGUGUACGUGAAGAUGAGAUUAGAGAUAUACCACCAUGUCCACCAUCACCAGAUGUUGAUUGGUUUACGGUAUGGACUAUGGAUACAAUACCACCACUUCCUACUACCACCAACAACAAUAAGGCUAAUCAUAACAACAACAAUAACCAUGCUUUGACCCCCUCGUAUUAUCGUAGACCAUCACCAUCAUAACGUCGUACUCACAAUUACAUCAUCACGAUAAGCCUACUACUGCUACUUCUACCAUUGUUCUUAUUGCUGUUUACUUAUAUCAUCCUACACUUAUUUUGAUAUGUAUCACACACCGAUACGUUAUUAUAAAGAACAUCCCUAAAUGUAGUAAUUGUAAGAGGGAUGAACAGGGUAUCCUACUACUACUACUACUACCACAGCUUUCGCUGAUACUACUACUACUACUUCCACAGCUUAAGCUGGUACUACUACUAACCACAAUAUUACUAUCUUUAAUCAUGCUGCUGCUACUACCGCUCCUCCUGCUUACGCUCUUUUACAUUAUCACCUCACUUUUUUUGACUUAUCGAUU